AUGUUAAAGUUAGGGCUAUCACGUUGCUGCUCCAAGGCACCUCUCCGGGGAGACCUUCUUAAGCUCACUACAAACUCGCAGCUCGGCGUUUUCAAGGGUAGUUCUCCACUAGCGAGAAACGCAGCCGUGGUUUCGUCAGUCCGAUUCAACUCAACCUCAUCUAGCAGUGCCCCAGAAAUCAAAGACAAACUCGUGUCUUUCGCCAACGACGUCGCCGGCAGCAGCAGCAGCAGCAGCUCGCACGCCUCCGACGCCGCAGGUGCCGCAGGUGCAUUACACUCGGACCAGAUUGGCUACUUGCAAUCCAUUGGCUUGGGCCAAGGCUGGGGACCAACGAGCAUCAUUGAAAAUUUGCUUGAAAUGUGCCAUGUGUACACAGGAUUGCCGUGGUGGGGCACAAUCGCGGUGGUGACUGUUGCCGUGAGGGUUGUGUUGUUCCCGCUCUACGUCAAGGCAAGUUCAAAUGCCACGAGAAUGUCCAAGAUUAAGCCUCAACUCGACGAAAUCUUGCAAGAGUUGAAAGACGACUCCAACGAAAACAUGCAGGAUAAGAUGCGGUUGAUGGAGAAGAGAAAGAAAUUGAUGAAGACAAACAAUGUGUCUACACUCGCGUCAUUGGCUCCAGUGGUUCAGUUGCCUCUCGCGUAUGGCUUUUUCCAGGCAUUGAGAAAAAUGGCAAACUACCCUGUUGAGGGUUUCCAAGACCAAGGAAUAUUGUGGUUUGAGAACUUGAGCUCGGUUGAUCCCUACUUGGGAUUACAGGCGCUUGCAGCUGUGGCGGUGAUAAUCGUGGUUAGAACCGGUGGUGAAACGGGGCAGCAUGCAAUGGCAAAGAAUAUGCAAAAAGUGAUGACUGUUGUUCCGUUGGCUUCGAUCUUUAUAACCAAGGGUUUUUCAGCUGCCGUUGUGUUUUAUUUCGCAAUCAACUCGGUCCUAUCCUUGAUCCAAAGUCUUAUUUUCAAAAGCACGGCGUUGAGACGCAUGUUGGGAAUGCCCAAGAAAUUCACCAGCCAGCAAUUGGCUGCCGCGAAUAAAAACAAGCCCGACGUUGGUGUCAAGGAGUGGUUCAAGAACUACGUGGAGGACUCGAAGAAGAAGAGUAUAAAGAAGGCAAGGGACUAUGAGAAAAAGUUGGAAGUCACCAAACAAAGAAGGAGCAGCGGGAACGAUGGGUUUAUCAAGAAGAGAAGCUAA
Messenger RNA from Lodderomyces beijingensis, 1194 nucleotides. The record is from the annotation of a GenBank genome assembly. NCBI's taxonomy places the organism in Eukaryota, Fungi, Ascomycota, Pichiomycetes, Serinales, Debaryomycetaceae.